This is a messenger RNA of Neurospora tetrasperma FGSC 2508, 1253 nucleotides long. RefSeq lists its product as uncharacterized. The record is from RefSeq and is a predicted model, not a curated record. Gene Ontology annotation, cellular component: mitochondrion; cytoplasm. NCBI's taxonomy places the organism in Eukaryota, Fungi, Ascomycota, Sordariomycetes, Sordariales, Sordariaceae. Gene Ontology annotation, biological process: nucleobase-containing compound metabolic process. The coding region runs from base 133 to 954 and encodes 273 amino acids. The transcript is spliced from 2 exons. Gene Ontology annotation, molecular function: AMP kinase activity; ATP binding.
CGGAACCUCUUUUUAUCUGCUGCCCGGGGGUUUUUCGUGUUCUCUUUGCCAGCUCCUCCCGUCUUCUCUUCUGCACGCAUUAUUUUCCAUCGCUCGCUCAAUCCACCUUUACGAGCCGCAACCUACCGGAAAAUGGCCCUACGGCGAGCUGCCCGCGUCAUCCUCGUCGGCGCGCCUGGUGUCGGAAAGGGAACACAGUCGGAACGCCUUCUCCGGCGGUUUCCUCAACUGUCCUCCAUCAGUUCGGGAGAUCUGCUUCGAUACAAUGUCCAGCAACGGACUCCUCUCGGUAUCAAAGUGGAGAGUGUCAUGAAGUCCGGCGGUUUGGUAUCAGAUGACAUUAUCCUCCGCCUCAUUAGCAACGAGCUCACCCAGCGCGGAUGGCUUAAUUCGACUCACCCUGCCGGCAACGUCCUGACGCUUGCUUCCUCGGCCCUCAGCGCCGAGGGGGCACAUUCUUUCCAAGACGAUGCUGAAGUUGCAGCGUUCCUCUCCUCGCCAGCGCAAGCUCGUGGUUUCAUGCAGUCUCAGCUUUCCAAUGACCCCGCUCAUUCUUUUCUGCUGGACGGUUUCCCGCGCACGGCAACCCAGGCUAAGCGUCUGGAUGAGAUCGUUCCCAUCAACCUGGUCGUUUCCCUUAAGACGCCCGUCGAAGUUAUCCUUGAGCGCAUCUCCGGACGCUGGGUCCACGAACCGUCAGGCCGGGUUUACAACACCACAUUCAACGCACCCAAGGUCCCCGGUAUCGAUGACGUUACCGGCGAGCCCUUGGUCCGCAGGGCGGAUGACGACGAGAAGGUUUAUCUUGCAAGGUACAAGAAGUUCCAGGAAACAGCCGAGCCUCUCCUGGAACAUUAUGCGCGCCAGGGCGUCCUCUGGGAGGUCGAGGGCAUGAGCAGCGACGAGAUCACACCAAAGCUCAUCAGCGAAUUUGAGCGCCAUUUCGUUGAGUAGAACGGGCUUUGACCAUGACGUUUGGAACCCCGAUAUCGUAUCGGGAAACGAUAAUCGGCUGACUUGAUGACAAGGGGGUUACUUGGGGCUUGUUAGAUGGCGUUUUGGCAUCGGGUUUGGGUGAUUUAUUGAGAGUCUUUUGGCUUUCAAGCAGGCGUUUUUGGGAGAACGGGUGGAACAUUUGUUUUGUAUACCAUAUCAGCGAAGAAGCGACAUGCAGGCGGUUAAGUGUUGCGAACAUGUGGAUGGUCUCUUCAUGUUAUUCACGAAAAAUAAUUGCUGCUCAAAAAAGCGUCAUC